Molecule: messenger RNA, 1026 nt
Organism: Zerene cesonia (dogface butterfly)
Lineage: Eukaryota; Metazoa; Arthropoda; Insecta; Lepidoptera; Pieridae
Product: alpha-(1,3)-fucosyltransferase C-like
Exons: 2
Coding region: 1-1026 (341 amino acids)
Cellular component (GO): membrane
Molecular function (GO): alpha-(1->3)-fucosyltransferase activity
Source: RefSeq, a predicted model, not a curated record
AUGUCUAUUGAUGAAGGACAAAAACUGCUUGAAGAACAUCAGUGCCCUUAUACAAAUUGCUAUGUAACGACAAAUAAAAAUCUUCUUAACGGAGACUACACGCAGUUCGAUGCAAUCGUCUACAAUAUAUCAUCAAUUUCCAAUUGGAACAAGGAUCUAGCAAAAAACCGAUCUGUUCACCAAAAAUUUGUAUUUCACAGCGUCCAAUCGUCAGAGGAGUAUCCCGUGUGCAAUGUUUUCACUGAUGAUUAUUUCAAUUUAACUUGGACGUAUAAAUUAGAUUCUGAUAUUGUGAGUCCAUUCCUUGAAGUGAGAGAUUUGGAGGGAAAUGUUGUAGCACCGAAGCAGGACGUGAAAUGGAAUGUUUCUUUGCACAAUAUAAAUGACAGCGUAAAAGAACGUUUACGGAACAAAAGGAGAGCUAUGAUGUGGAUUGUUGAUACUUGUGAUACAAGCAAUUCAAGGCUUGACCUCGCCAAGCAAAUGCAAUCACUGUUUAGAAAGAACUUUCUAGAUUUCGAUAUAUAUGGAUGUGAUAUGUUUGAAUGUCCCGAUGCUGUAUGUUAUAGAAUUAUAGAAAAGUAUUAUUUCUACUUCGUGGCUGAAGAUAGCAAUGCUGUUGAUUACGUGACGGCAGAAGUGCUCAAAGCUUAUAAAAAUUACGCUGUACCGGUUGUAUAUGGAGGUGCUGAUUAUAAAAAAUUCCUACCCACCGGUUCCUACAUCAAUCUGAACUCCACGUCUAUGGAUGGUAUCGUCGCAUUACUAGAAUACAUCAUGAAAAACCCCGAGGUGUAUUAUACCUACCACAGAUGGAGAACAAAUUAUAUAUUCAAGAAAACAAAGGCCUUGACAGGUAUCUGUGGAUUAUGCGCUAAAUUGAACGAGUGGGGAGGCACCAAAACAAAGAAAGAUUUAAGGAGUUGGUGGUAUAAUAAGCCUCUGUUUAAUCGCUGCGUCCCUGGUGGCGCCGAAUCAUUCUCCGAAGUCUUUUCUUAUGUUAAUAGUUCUAGGCAUAGACUUUAG